Messenger RNA from Spinacia oleracea (spinach), 1105 nucleotides. Its product is annotated as protein NLP3. The record is from RefSeq and is a predicted model, not a curated record. The coding region runs from base 169 to 960 and encodes 263 amino acids. Lineage: Eukaryota; Viridiplantae; Streptophyta; Magnoliopsida; Caryophyllales; Amaranthaceae. The transcript is spliced from 2 exons.
CCUUACUUUACCAUAAUGAAUUUUGGUCGGCCCAAAUUAUUUGCCCCAAUACGAUAAAAGAACCGGCUAUUUACCAGUCAAUUGACUCAAUUCAAACAAACAGAGUGGCGUUGUUCAGUCAAAAUUACCAGGAGAGCUACAUAUCUGCAAAUUCCAGGAGAUGCAAAUAUGAGUUCUGUACAGAACCAAAAGUCAAGCAUCGACCAUUCCCUGUCAUUUGAAGAUGUAUCCAAGCUAUUCUCCCUUCCCCUCUCUGAGGCAGCCGACAUUCUUGGUGCCUCUACGAGUGUUCUAAAGAAAAUAUGCAACGAGAACGGUCUUGAACGGUGGCCCCACCGCAAAUAUCUCGUUGGAAAGAGCAUUGAAGACAUAAAGAACGAAGCUGCUAAAGAGAAGAGUAAACCACUGAGAGGAGUUUCACCAAAGAGUAAUGUGACAACAUCUUCACCAGCAACUUCUUCCCCAAGUUCUCGACCCAAUAUUGACCCGCCCAGUAUUAACCCGCGAAUAACCGACCCUGACCGGACCCGCCCAAUAACCAAUAAUGCUCAACAGCAGCCGGGAAGCAAGGCGGCUGCAGCCACUUGGCGGUCAAACCAGAUGCUUGCUUCAGGUUUGACAACAGAAACCAGCACCGAUGAGUUCAAGUAUGGGUUCCCGUCAACUGGUUUAUCAGAGUGCACGUACAGAUGGUGGGGGAGAAGCUUUAAUGGUGGUAAUGGAGUUUCGAAGGAUGACACAAAAACCAAUGUUGAAGAUGAUGAUGAUGCUACGUGUGAGGAGAAAACUGACAGCAUGGAAGAGGAUAACCGGGAUGAAGUUUCGUUAUCAGGUAUCAGGAAACGAGCUAUGGAGGAAGGAAAGAAGGCGUUGAAGUUUAACGUUUUGAAGAAAUACGGGGUUGAUAAACUUGGAAACGAAGAGAAGAUAUUGCUUCGUCGAUUGUAUCAAACUAGUUAAAAUCAUUGGUUAUGUAAAGUUUGUUGCUGGUUUGCCUGCAAUGUACUGGAACUUGCUUAUGUUUGUCUAUGGAGGUUAUCCUGUAUACAAGAACUUGUUGGACUUUCAGAGAAAUGGUGAUAUGGUAUGUUAUGAUUCACUGAGA